ACGUAGUGUUUAAUUUUUUUAAAAUGUCUUUAGCAUUACACACUAAACCCAGAUAAAUCAAUCAAAUCAUGCGAGUACAUUCAGUAUUUGUUAUUUUCUCUAUUAAUCUUUAUCAGGUUCUAGUAUGUCUAGGCUUGUAGAAGCCGUAUGGUAGCAUUUUAUUCUGAACAUACAUAUCAUGACUCUUAAAUACUAAAAUAACUUCCUGAGUCAAAACAGUAGCAACAACAACGUAGGUACACAUCUCUCUGCUUAGUUCUUUUCUCACAAUAUUGUAUUUUACUGAAGAUGUAUUUAUAAUCAUUUUAUUUUGCGUAGCAGUAGCACUUUGCACAAAAUUGAAAAAAAUAUUUCUCGCAUUAGGAGCACUUGGAGGAUGUUGUUUGUUUACAUAGCUAUGAUCGUAUCCAACACCCUGAAUGAGGAGAAGACUCUUAAUUCUCAAGUAAAUCAUUCAUACUUUUUUAAUAUAGCCUACUGCCAUUCGUCGAAGUGCAUGCCUAAUCUAAUCUAACUGAGUAUAACGAUGGAACAACAAAAAGAGUUGGACCAUAAAGUCAACAAGCUGAAGAAGAGUGUGCAGGAAAUAGAACAGGACAUUCAGGUUUUGGAAGACCUGCAAAACGAGUAUGACUUCAAGAGAAAGACUUUGGAGGGUCAAGUGGAGGUUGAAACAAAGGGUCAGACAACGAAAGAGAACCAACCUGAGGAGAUGACCAUUAGACAAAUGUUUACUAGCCUAAACAUAAAAAGAGAGGUGGUGAUAAAGGAAAUGGCUAAUGUACUGACUCUAGCAGAGCAGAUCCAGCUCACACUCAUAUCAGAUGAGUUACCCGAGUGGAAGAAGCGGCAGCAGAUGGCUUGCAUCGGUGGUCCGCACAACACUUGUCUGGACCAGCUGCAGAGCUGGUUCACAGUGGUGGCAGAGUGUCUGCAGCAGAUCCGUCAGCAGCUGAAGAAAGUUCAGGAAUUGGUGCAGAAGUUCACCUACAACAACGACCCCCUCACUCUGGGCAAGAGCCAGCUGGAUGAACAGGCCCUUUCACUCUUCAAAAACCUUAUAUUAAAUUCUCUUGUGGUGGAGAGACAGCCGUGCAUGCCGAUGCAUCCCCAGAGACCCAUGGUGUUGAAGAUUGCAGUUCAGUUCACGGUCAAGAUCAGACUAUUAGUCAAACUUCCUGAACUGAACUGUCAACCCAAGGUGAAAAUAUCUAUUGACAAAGGUCUCUCCGAGAUGGAUACAGUGAAAGGUUUUCGGAAUUUCCUUUUGUUAACCAAUCAUACCAAAGUUAUGAACUUGGAUGAAUCUACUGGAUGCCUAGCAGCUGAGUUCCGUCAUUUGAUCUUAAAGGAGAAGAGACCUAGCAACAAAACAAAUGAGUGGUCUCUCGCUGUGUAUGAGGAGCUGCACUUAUUAAGUUUUGACACGCAGCUCAUUCUGCCUGAUCUAUGCAUUGAUUUAUCGGUCACAUGUCUUCCUGCGGUGUUGAUCAAUGCUAUAUGUCCGCAGUCUAGUGCUUGGGGCUCCAUCUUAUGGUACAACAUGCUCUGCAGUGAACCCCAUAAUCUGACGUUCUUCUUGAAUCCGCCACCAGUGAAAUGGGAGCAGCUUUCAAAAGUCAUAAGCUGGCAGUUUUCUUCGGUCACGAAACGAGCGCUGAACUCUGAGCAGCUGAGAAUGCUGGCCAACAAACUUCUUGGUCAUGAAGCCCAAGGUGACCCAGAGGGACUCGUUCACUGGAAUACAUUUUUUUGUACAUCUGGUGAGUGUGGUGGCUCACUCUUGCAGUGGAUAUAUGAACAUCUGGAACUUACUAAAAAAUAUGUACUCAACAUUUGGAAUGAUGGGUAUAUUAUGGUUUUUUUGAGUCAAGAGAGAGAGAAGGCUUUAUUGAGAGACAAACUCCCAGGCACUUUUCUUCUGCGCUUCAGUGACAGCUGUCAUUGUGGAGGAAUUACCAUCACAUGGGUGGAGCAUUCACAGGACGGUGAACCUGUGGUCCGUUCAACAAAGCCAUACACAAGAGUAGAUAUGAAUAGAAUACCUUUACCAAACUUCAUCCGUGACUAUACCAUCACCACUGGAGAGAAGGAUCCAGUGAAUCCCCUCAACUACCUUUACCCAGACAUCCCAAGAGACGUCGCCUUUGGUCGCUACUAUACCAGCGCAUCUGAUGCUCUAGGAGGGAUGAAUGAAAAUCCAGGACAGUACUACAGCACAUCUGGACAUGUUCUUGUGAAUUGUCAGGGUCAUCUGACCUAAAGGAUUUAAGCUUUGAACUGGUAGAACAUUAAGUUAGCAAUGCCAAGCUUGUGGGUUUGAUUCCCAGAGAACUGAUAAAAUGUAUACCAUGAAGUUGUUUUGGAUCCAAUGCAUAAAUGUAGAAAAAUAAUCUUGUUAUUGUGUUAGACGAGUAUCUCUUUUACUUUUGCUCAUGGUUAUUAAAUUUCAGAGCAUAACUCAUCUUGUUUCAGCUCUGACCAUGACAACUGAUUGUUGAAGUUGUGCUAUUACUUUUUAAGAUGUAGAUAUACAUUAAAAAUACAGUGGACAAAAUUACAUAAAACACUGAAAUUCUGCUUCGGUGAGGUUAUUUGUAUGAGAAAAUGACACGCUUUUAAUUAUCAACACUUUUUUUUUAUUAUUAUUAUUAUUGCACAUAAAAGCUAAAUCUUUAUCUACCAUUGCUUUAAUUGUACAUGUACACACACCAACUUUAGUCAGCCAGAUACAGUGUAAUAUAAAUCAGAAAAAAUAUCUGCUUCAAUCUGAUUGUAUCUAGGUGAAUACUGAAAAGUGUUAAAGUGUCUUUAAAAUAGUUUACAUUCAUUACUUUGACAUGAACUUUUUCAUUUUUGUCCAACUAUCUUCAAGUGUUUGGUCCGAGUGAACAGGUUUGACAUCUUUCCACUGCUAACACAAAUGUCUUUAGAAACUACAUUUACAGUAAUUUAACACUUCAUCAAUUCAAAUACAUGGUGAUAAUAUAGAAUAUUGUAUCCAAUAAAAUGGUGUGAAUGAUGUAAA
Messenger RNA from Ctenopharyngodon idella (grass carp), 3028 nucleotides. Its product is annotated as signal transducer and activator of transcription 1-like. Bases 527 to 2263 code for a protein of 578 amino acids. Gene Ontology annotation, molecular function: DNA-binding transcription factor activity, RNA polymerase II-specific; RNA polymerase II cis-regulatory region sequence-specific DNA binding. The transcript has 18 exons. NCBI's taxonomy places the organism in Eukaryota, Metazoa, Chordata, Actinopteri, Cypriniformes, Xenocyprididae. Gene Ontology annotation, biological process: defense response; type I interferon-mediated signaling pathway; response to peptide hormone. The record is from RefSeq and is a predicted model, not a curated record.